Messenger RNA from Gaeumannomyces tritici R3-111a-1, 1222 nucleotides. RefSeq lists its product as hypothetical. The transcript is spliced from 4 exons. The record is from RefSeq and is a predicted model, not a curated record. NCBI's taxonomy places the organism in Eukaryota, Fungi, Ascomycota, Sordariomycetes, Magnaporthales, Magnaporthaceae. Bases 155 to 1222 code for a protein of 355 amino acids.
AUGCGUAGGGCUCUCGGGCCUUGCUGCCGGUAGACCCGAAGUGCCGAUCGCUGGGGGGCUCGGAUGUGAAGAUGGGGGGAUGCGCGGAGAUGGUAGACAGGCACACAUGGCACACAUAUAGGUACAUAAACAUACAACAAACACACAUACACACAUGCAUACAAACCUACAAACACCCCAAGAUGGAAACGCGGUCCGCCUCAGGGCUAGGCAGAGUCCCUUGUAUAUUGGCAACGCCCGGACUCCUAUUUUCUUCCCGACACAAAAGGACCGUCGAGCGGAAUCUGCUGGGCUGAGACACUCGGGGACGCUCGAUGCUUGUGGGAGCAUUCGAGAGGUGGCGGGUGCGGGAGGACGUGCGGUUCUUGACGCUGACCAGUCCACUGGAUCAGAGCAGUGGAUUAGAGCAGAAGGGAGUUGGGUGGUGGUGAUACUACGGGGUGUGUGCGCUGCAGGCUGUCCUGUGGUGUCCUGCAAGAGUGGCACCCGCACAUCAAGGCCCGACGACAUGACGGGACGGGUUGGCCUAAGCUCCAGCGGGCAGCAUCAGGCGGCCCAAUCACUAGGGGAGGAUGCCAGGGUCCCCGGGCCAGGGCCUGACGCCACACUGGCUGACCGCCCGAGUUGCACGACGGGGCAGGGCGUGGGGCGGGGGGGAGACCUGAGAUCGAGAGGGGAAAAGAGGGCGCAACGUAUCCACAACUACGUCUGGCACUGUAUCCCACCCGUACCAAAGCCAGCCCAAGUUUGGUGCCAGCCAAGGCAAAAAGACGAGAAGGAGCUCCACAUGCACAAGCGACUCGCUGAACAGAACCGCACCAGUGCUCCUGCCUGGCCUGCACCCUCGACCAAUCCCAGGCAGUCAAUGGCGUCAGGUUGCCACCCUCUGGUCUGUUGCUGGGUCUGCCCGCGACGCGACCCACGCAGCUCUCUGCCUGCUUCUGCUCUGCUGCUCCGCGCCCGCCCAGAAUCCGACUUCGAUCCCGCUAAGCUCCCUCUCAGACGACCUCUGGCUGGCCCUCCUCUGGUUCCAGCCCGCACCUUGGGUCCAUCCAUCCAUCCAUCCAUCCGGCCUGGACCUCGCCGGCCAGAAGACGGCGAGCCGCCAAAGCGCAUGCCGGAAUUGACUUCGCUCCCGCCACAGCACCGAAUUACCUUUGCCGCCUGCAUCUGCUGCUGCAAGCCACUGCAUUGCCCGACCACCUCGAUCCUCGCUUCCUGA